Messenger RNA from Callorhinus ursinus (northern fur seal), 1788 nucleotides. It is a transcript of the gene SLC6A20, whose product is annotated as solute carrier family 6 member 20. Gene Ontology annotation, cellular component: apical plasma membrane; plasma membrane. The record is from RefSeq and is a predicted model, not a curated record. Gene Ontology annotation, molecular function: L-proline transmembrane transporter activity; proline:sodium symporter activity. Gene Ontology annotation, biological process: glycine transport; L-proline import across plasma membrane; sodium ion transmembrane transport. NCBI's taxonomy places the organism in Eukaryota, Metazoa, Chordata, Mammalia, Carnivora, Otariidae.
CUCGCGGCCAUGGAGAAGGCGCGGCCGCUGUGGGCCAACCCGCUGCAGUUCGUCUUCGCCUGCAUCUCGUACGCCGUGGGCCUGGGCAACGUGUGGCGCUUCCCCUACCUGUGCCAGAUGUACGGCGGAGGGAGCUUCCUGGUGCCCUACAUCAUCAUGCUGAUUGUAGAGGGCAUGCCUCUCCUGUACCUGGAACUGGCAGUGGGGCAGCGCAUGCGGCAGGGCAGCAUCGGUGCCUGGAGGACCAUCAGCCCCUACCUUGGUGGUGUUGGCCUGGCCAGCAUGGUGGUGUCCUUCUUCCUGUCCACGUACUACAACAUCAUCAACGCCUGGGCCUUCUGGUACCUCUUCCACUCCUUCCAGGAUCCCCUGCCGUGGUCCGUGUGCCCGCUGAAUGACAACCACACGGGCUAUGACCAGGAGUGUGAGAAGGCAUCCUCCACGCAGUACUUCUGGUACAGGAAAACCCUCAACAUCUCCCCGUCCAUCCAGGACAGUGGGCGCGUGCAAUGGGAGCCGGCGCUCUGCCUCAUCCUGGCCUGGCUGGUGGUGUACCUGUGCAUCCUGCGGGGCACCGAGUCCACCGGCAAGGUGGUAUACUUCACCGCGUUGCUGCCUUACUGUGUGCUCGUCAUCUACCUGGUCAGGGGCCUCACGCUCCACGGAGCCACCAACGGCCUGGCGUACAUGUUCACGCCCAAGCUAGAGCAGCUGGCCAACCCCAAGGCCUGGAUCAACGCAGCCACGCAGAUCUUCUUCUCCCUGGGCCUGGGCUUCGGCAGCCUGAUCGCCUUCGCCAGCUACAACGAGCCGUCCAACAACUGCCAGAAGCACGCCAUCAUCGUGUCCCUCAUCAACAGCUCCACCUCCGUCUUCGCCAGCAUCGUGACCUUCUCCAUCUACGGCUUCAAGGCCACCUUCAACUAUGAGAGCUGCUUGAACAAGGUGAUUCUGCUGCUGACCAAUUCUUUUGACCUGGAAGAUGGCUUUCUGACAGCCAGCAACCUGGAGCAGGUGAAGAGCUACCUAGAGUCCACCUUCCCCGGCAAAUACAGCGAGGUGCUCCCGCAAAUGAAAAACUGCAGCUUGCAAUCAGAGCUGGCCACGGCGGUCCAGGGCACUGGCCUGUCUUUCAUCGUCUAUACCGAGGCCAUUAAAAACAUGGAGGUGUCCCAGCUGUGGUCUGCGCUCUACUUCUUCAUGCUGCUGAUGCUGGGCAUUGGGAGCAUGCUGGGGAACACGGCGGCCAUCCUCACGCCUCUGACUGACAACAAGGUCAUCUCCAGCCACCUGCCCAAGGAGGCCAUCUCCGGUCUGGUGUGCUUCGUCAACUGUGUCAUCGGCCUGGUGUUCACCAUGGAGGCCGGCAACUACUGGUUCGACAUAUUUAAUGAAUACGCUGCCACACUGUCCCUGCUGCUCAUCGUCCUGGUGGAGACCAUCGCCGUGUGUUACGUGUACGGGCUGCGGAGAUUUGAAAGUGACCUCAAGGCCAUGACUGGCCGCGCCCUGAACUGGUACUGGAAGGCCAUGUGGGCCGGCGUGAGCCCGCUGCUCAUCAUCAGCCUCUUUGUCUUCUACCUGAGUGACUACAUCCUCACGGGGACCCUGCAGUACCAAGCCUGGGACGCCGCCCAGGGUCAGCUUGUGACCAAGGAUUACCCCCCAUACGCCCUGGCCGUCAUCGGGCUGCUGGUGGCCUCCUCCAUCAUGUGCAUCCCCCUGGUGGCCCUGGGGACUUUCAUCAUGCGCUGCCUCAAGAGGGGGGACACGCCCCCCGUGGCCUGA